AUGACGCCGAGAUCGUCGACAGCCUCGCCUUCUCCUCCAGCCGCACGCUUCGCCUGCUUCGGCGGCGGUAUCCGUACCGUCAUCUUCAACGAGCCUCCCGCCCUGCUGCUGGUUCUGCUGCUGCCGCCGUUGAUGCUUCGAGUGUUUGUUUGAGGGAUAGGAUGGGGAUGCCUUCAACAUCGAUGUCGAUGGUGACGUCGACGAAACAGAAACUAACGCUUCUCCGCCAUGUGCCACGUAGACAAGAGCUGCUGUGUGGAGCCGGAGAAUCGCAUCGCGCGCGUCCUCUCCUCAGAAAAUUACAGCGAAGGCGCGCGUUUGUUGACCUUGCUCGUGUAUGUUUUUGUGUGUGUUUUCGUCCUAUUUAUUAUGGUGACAGUCCCCCCAUUUUUCGUGAUAAGACGUGUACUACACUUUUCAGCGUAAACAACAUAUUAUUAUUAUUUUAUUUGCCCUCCGACGAUUGCAGAUAAAUGCAGACAUACAUAAAAAGUCGAUCGUGAAGGCCGUCAUGCCAAGCCAAAUUAACUCGAUGCCCAAUAGCCAGGAAUGUUUGCCUCUAAAAUCAACAAAACUUUGGUUGAAACACUACAGCUGAACUCUAGGCACGAACCAUAGAUGGAGAAAAAUGAACAAAACCCCAACCUCAUCCACCCGAAAUCAAACAAAACUCGACCGCGUCUUCUCUGGUACCCCUGACACCGUAUCGAACAAAAAUCCGCUUCCUACCGAAGUGGUUAGGUUAAAGCUGUCGCACGCAUAUUUCGGCGCGCAAAAGUCUGUGCGGCAUUGCUGAUCGAUACUGCCACCGGUCACACUAAGAGAGAAACAUCCGCCGUCUUGCUCUUUCUGAGGCACCCCCCACUCAAGCCCACGUUUCCCCAGACCUCCGACACUGCCACCCCUUGUUCCUACUUGCUCGCCACCUGCAACCACAAGGGUCAAGCCCUCCCCCCUCAGCACCCCAUAUUGGUGAAAUUGAGAGCGAAGUAUGAAAUUGAGAGCGAGAGCCAAAAAAAAAAAUCGGGUCCAGACGCCUCUUGCCAUUUCUUGGAAAGUAGGGGGGGCGGGCUCUUCCAAGAAGCGGCGCAAAUUGAAGGUCUCAUCAGCAGCGACACGAGCAUAUGCAUGUCAUCGUCAUCGGAUGCUGCAGCUAAUAGGAGCUAGACAAGUGCUAGAUUUCCCCAGAUUGGCUAUUCCUGCCUCAAACUGUUGCAGGGCGGUAUGGCCCCGGGCGGUGGGCUCUGCUGAAGCUUCUGCUCGCCGCUGUAACUCCACAUCGAGAGACUCCCACAGGAUGACCAGGGUAUCUGCUUGCAGCUACGGGCUGGCCCUUCAAUUCAAGCUACACAGCAAGCUCCGCCUCUCAGCAGUAGUCCAGCUGCAGCGCAUCGUGCAAUCUCGCUCUCAAUCAGAUGCUUCGCUCUCAAUAUCACCUAUGUUGCUGUAUGUAGAGUCCGUCCGGUUAAAUUUUGCCACCAUCUCCUGAAAUCACCUUGGGAAUUGUUUUGAGUGACUGACGUACCCCCUAGUGACAUAGUACUUUAUAUCGUAAGAAAGCUCUGUUUCCGGCGGAUCGUUUGGAUGGAGCAGAUUUUCUUCUUUUUUUUGUUGGCGAGAAAAUCACGAUUCCGUGGAGAUUUUGGACGAUUUUGGUUAGUUUUAUUUGGUCGAGUGUGAGGUCAUAUAUUUUUUUUUAGACCGGUUUUGAACGUAUCACGCCCAGGGGCUCACGGCGACACAACUCAGCUUUAUUUUCGCUAAUAAACAACGGAGAU
Ectocarpus sp. CCAP 1310/34 is the source of this 1778-nucleotide messenger RNA. The record is from the annotation of a GenBank genome assembly. Lineage: Eukaryota; Phaeophyceae; Ectocarpales; Ectocarpaceae.